GCGGCAGGGUUGUUUUGCCCAUUUGUCAAUUUCCGACGAAACUGAACACCGACAUAGCAUCUAGGGGCAUGACGAUUGCUUAUCCCUAAAAACUGUUCUAGGUAUCAUCAGGUAUGUUUCCACGGAACAUGCAACUCCCCGAGACGAACGGGACUUUACCUUCAUGCAGCGGUCUCGAUGAAUGCGUUAUUGUAACGCAUAUACUAUAAUCGUGACAUUAUUUCUCCGUAGUUGACGCGUUGGCGAGCGACGGUCAUAUUUACCAUCCAAACUCAUCAAACGGUGGAAUCCCGUACGAAACACAGGUUUGUUUCAUCUUGAUUUGUGCUGUUUCAACGCAUCUCCCAUUGCGAGUUGUUCUCACUCGAUUCUGACAAACUUGUGGACCAAAGCUGACGCGUCAUUAUACUGAAGCCGUCAUGAAUGAGCCUUUUAUUCGCUCGGCGAUACCUCUUCCAGGGGUGGCACCCUUCCCGUCUGCAAAUGUUUUGCAAUGGACGGAUGAUGGACAGGUCGUUGUAGUGACAACAAAAAAUAUAUACAUCUUGUCACCCAGCUCAGGUACUCAAGCUGACACGAGUUCGUUCGUAAAACAGAGCCUCCCCGACGGUACCCUUGUUGAACGCCAAGGUAUACUGCAUUGGCUGCGAACAGUGAUUGAGUGGGACGCAGUUGGUGAACUGCGCCAAUGGCCCAUUGCUUGUCAAGAAUGGGCUGCCGUGUCUUUGGGCUCCCUUGAUCCAUGUUUUCGCAGCGUAACCUGUUCUCCCAGCAAUAUCAGUGUACACGCAAGCUGCGUUCUAGCCGUGCUUACGUCCAACUUGCAAGUCUCCUUAUGGUGCCCGGCAAAAAAUAUGCUCACGGGCAAAUGGACAAAAAUUGAAGAUUUCACUGAUGUCCACUAUUACCCUUCCGAUGCUGCGAACCAGGCACUGUUCAGGACUCUCCAGGAACAGAUAACCUCAAUUUCAUGGUCUUUGCAAACAGACUUUCUGGUCUCACCGAUGCCGGUGGUUGAUGGUUCCCUUUUAGCGAUUGGGAGCCGUGCAGGAAUUUUGUCUUUUGUCAGAUUAAUCAGAAACACGGCCGCUGAAAGCACACUGAGGCAUGUCACCUCUGUCCCCGUCAGCGACAGAUGGAUAAUCCAACUUGCCUGGUCCCCAUGGAAAUCUUCAUGUCCUGGACAAUGUCAAGCUUAUGUGGCGUGCGGAGACCCUGCCGGAUCCAUCAAAAUUGUGGAGGUCUCGCAGGUCCUUCAACAGAAUCCCUCGCCAUUCUCCGCAGAUUUUGGAAUUGCUAUAGAAUGCAAACUGCUUGACGUAGCGCCAUCUAGCGUUGACGGAAAGGCCAUGACGUCCAUGAAAUGGGUCCAGGCCCAUGGUGAUAUACCGUAUCUCGUGUUUGGGACUCCGGGCGAACUACACAUAUGGCCCAGCAAACCGGAUAGUGAGCUGACUGGUGCUCGUGCACUUGCUCUAAGAACCCAGCGAAUAUCAGUAGGUUCCUCGUGCUUCGCCCCCUUAUCGGGUUUCGCAUACAACCAUCGACAUGAUACAUUGGUCGCUUCACUGGCUGACGGCUCUUUCCAUGUGGUCAAAAAUCUGUCCAAAGAUCCUGCGCUAGCAUCUCCAGCAGAUGAAAUAGGUUUGACUACCGAGGCGAUGACAGCAAUGGUUAGAUCGGCUUUUAAUAAGGUGGAGGGUGGAGAUGCGCUGCGAAGAACUGACGUGAACCGGGUCGACGGCAUGACCACGUAUGACGGUGAAUCCACAUACACCUGGAUACAUGAGCAUACUCGGCCGACCGAUUUUGAUUACAAACACGAUGCCAAACAUACCUCCACACUCAUAGUAGCGGAGCUCUGGCCUGGGUCCACGGAUGAUUUUGUGUUGACCGAGCUUGUUCGAAUUAUAACAAAUACCAGAGCUUCUACCGGAGAAGCACCGAUUGGGUUGCUUCGCGCAGUGUGGCUGCAUCUGCAGGACCCUGAACGAGUCUCGCGCUUGCGAGACCAAAUCGUGCAAAUUUUGCAUCAGCCAGAAUUACCAGACCCUGGUACAGCAUUGGUUUUACCUGCGUGGGCCGGCGAGUUGUCCUCUCAAGUGCGUGAUGAGUUCGUUCGAAGCCUGAGAACCCAUCUGUUUGGGUGGGACAAUCUGCAUCGACUACGUGUGAAGUUCUACAUCGCAAUGUUCUGCAAAGCUCGUGUGGUUCCUGAGGUACAAAACCAAUUUGAUGGUAUCAUGGCUUCUGUCACAACCAUUCUUCGAUUUCAUGUACUCUUUGUACUCAUGCGGCAUAUAACAGCAAUGCCGGUACAUAUUUCAGAGAACGAAGUCCCUUUCGUGCUUCGCAUCGUGGCACAAGGACUGGAGAUGUCAGAUCUGGCCACGGCUGUACAAGAGGUAUUCGUAACAUUGAACGGCCGUUUGCCCAGUCAGAACUUGGACGUACUCAGUGCCGAUGAACUUUGUCCCGCUUGUCACGCGCCUGUACCUUUCAACGAUAUCAAUACUGCAGUCUGUGCGAAUGGUCACAGCUGGCAGCGUUGUAGCAUCACCUCCUUCAUACUAUCCACACCCAUGGUCCGAACGUGUUUGGGAUGCCGUCGUAAGGCGUUCAUGCCUCGCCCACGAGCGGCUACGUCUCCCAACUGGCUACCCAUCCCUGCGCGAAGCUGGCUAGUCGAGGAUCUUCUUGAAGCUGUUCGACGCUGCUUGUACUGUGGAAACAAUUUUGUGACAUUGGUGUAGUUAAACGCAUGCACACAUAUUUUGGUGAGAGUCCAAAUGCGCGUGGACCCACAUUCCCGCUUCUAGUCAGGGUUUUCAAGGACGCUCGUGAUGGAAGCCUGAUGUACAUUUGCAAUAUGGAAACAAAACAUGCGCACAUAGACAUCAAAAGACUGCGACUGUGAUAUAAAGUGUCUGGAUAUAUGUCCGUGCUCAGGAUGGCUCAGCCAAUGAGAGCUUGCAACUUUCCGAAAUCAGGGGUACCAAGGCCAGUAAC
This is a messenger RNA of Somion occarium, 3009 nucleotides long. The record is from the annotation of a GenBank genome assembly. NCBI's taxonomy places the organism in Eukaryota, Fungi, Basidiomycota, Agaricomycetes, Polyporales, Cerrenaceae.